This is a messenger RNA of Durusdinium trenchii, 490 nucleotides long. The record is from the annotation of a GenBank genome assembly. NCBI's taxonomy places the organism in Eukaryota, Dinophyceae, Suessiales, Symbiodiniaceae.
GCUGAUUUGCCAUGGCUCGUGCCUCUGCGCUCUCCAAGGCUCUUUUGGCCGCCGGAGCCAUCGUGGCCCUGCGCCUUUUGUCCGGUGAGACCUUUGUGACGCCGAAGCAGCGCAACGAAGCAGCAGCUGCAAUGGCAGCUGCCAUGGUGGCAGUAUCUGCACCAGCCAUGGCUGAGGUCCCAACCUUCUCCGUCUUUGGGUUUGGCAGCGGCCAGUCCGACGAUGCCUACAGCCAGAACGACAACCCGAUCAAUCCGUACUCCCAGUUCAGCGAUGGCAGCGACACAGUCUACCAGGCCAAGAACCAGCCUGAGAUGGAGAGGAGGACCAAGUCAUUGAAGGCAGGGCUGAAGCGUUUCGAGGACACUCCAGGGUACAUCCAGACCAAGCAGGCCCAGGCACUCAAGUCCAACCUCCAGGAAUCCAAUUCCUUGAGGCAGGACCUCCUGUACUUCUCUGGCGCGGAGGGUAGCCCAGCUUGGGAGAAAGC